Astrephomene gubernaculifera is the source of this 1173-nucleotide messenger RNA. NCBI's taxonomy places the organism in Eukaryota, Viridiplantae, Chlorophyta, Chlorophyceae, Chlamydomonadales, Astrephomenaceae. The record is from the annotation of a GenBank genome assembly.
CUCUAAUUCGGUUAGUUCCUGCAUUCAGUAUGAUGCUGUCAAGUGCUCCUGCGACAGGGGCUGUAAUCGGUUCAAGGGCGAGGAGCAAUUGUGUCCGGACCGUUCGCCUUGUGGUCAGAGCGAGCGCGAAGAAGAUAAACGUUCAGCGGCAGCCCAGUGAUGAAGUGCUCAUGUCCAAGGGCGUCCGCAGCUGGCCCAAAUGGAGCUGCGGCGUGAGCAAGUUCCCCUGGACUUACCAGGAAUCGGAGACAUGCUACAUUCUUGAAGGGAAAGUGAUUGUCACCCCGACAGGCGGGGAGGCGGUGGAGAUCGGUGCCGGAGAGUUAGCGACCUUCCCGGCUGGCAUGUCGUGCACGUGGGAUGUGAAGGCCCCCAUUAGCAAGCACUACAACUUCCACUGAAACGGUUGCUGUUAGGGCGAAUAACGGUAAAACACAGAGCGCACUAUCUUAAUCAAUGAGUCAGCUUGGAAGUAAUAUCGCUGGUAUGUGGCUUUGCUGGAUGAAUGACCAUAUACGACACCUAGAGAUGUUGUGCAGCGGAACGGCAGCAAGGGAAUGCAGUGGCGCGAAGCAGGGUAGUCCUGGGUUGCGGAGCUUUACACCCGGACCCCGAGACAGGCAUCAGCGCUCUGCAACGGCGCUGGGCUGAUGUGUGACCCAUGGGUCUGUCGGCGGCUAUGAUGCCGUGUGCUUGAAUGGUGGAUGAGCUGCUCCUCGCGAUGACGGCUAAGCAAAUGCCUCAUGGGCUUCUGAGGCUUAACUCUUCGGUUAGCGUGUUUUCAUUGCUGGGGGCACGCAGGGGGUGCAGUCCUUUGGGUGUGGCUUGGUGCAGUACAGGUGCUGCAGUCCUUUGUGGCGGCUGGUGGGGGCAAUGAUAUCUUGCAAAUCGUAAGUGUAAUAUAAGAGUAAUAUGCUUGCAUAAUGGCAUGGUAAUAUGAGAGAGAGAAGCGCCAUGAGAGAGCUAAAUGUGUGAGUGAGAGUGUGUAUAGUCACGAGGCACAGUGGUCGGCACAAAGGCUGCAUGGUACCGUUAUCGAGCAGGAGACACGACUGCUUGCGUAUACCGGUACCGUACCCAAUGGAUAUAGCUGGAGGGCCUCUGUGGGCGUGCCCUUCCUGUUUCACUUUCGUUGCUUGCACCGCCGAGGUGUUGUUUCACGCCUUUCCCGGG